GAAAAAUGCUCGUACCGAGGCAAAGAAAAGCGCUACUUAAAAAACCACACACUUGUCCGCCACUCCAUCGAUCAAAACAUCAAGUGGCACCAAUGUCACCAGUGCCCCUACAAAACCAAGCACCGAGACCGCUUAAAAACUCACAUAAUCGCCCACCAUUUGGCCGAGCGCGAUAUUAAAUGGCACCAAUGCCAGAAAUGCCCGUACAAAGCUAAACUUAAAGCGACUUUGAAAGAUCAUGUCACUGCCCGCCAUUUGGACGAAAGCAACAUUAAAUGGCACGAAUGCGACAAGUGCCCGUUCAAAACCAAAAGAAGCUCGAAUUUAAAGCAACACGUGAAUUCGCGCCAUUUGCUUGGGAUGGAUAUUAAAUGGUACGAGUGUGACAAGUGUCCGUAUAAAGCUAAACAGUAGCAUGGUUUGAAGAGUCACGUGAUUACGCACCAUUUGGACGUGGGGGAUAUUAAAUGGUACGAGUGCCAGAAGUGUCCGUACAAAGCUAAAUUGAAGACGACUUUGAAGGACCACGUGGUGGCGCGACAUCUGGACGAGGAAAAUAUUAAGUGGUACGGGUGUGAAAAGUGUCCUUUUAAAACUAAAACUAAAUCGAAUUUGAAACAGCACGUAAAUGCGCGACAUUUAAAUGAGAAGGAUGUGAAGUGGUAUGAAUGCAAAGAGUGUCCCUAUAGAGCUAAGCAACGGACUAAUUUGCAGACUCACGUAAAAGCACGCCAUUCAGAUAAACAAGAAAACAAAUAAUUGUAUUGUGUGUUGCAUAUGCACAACUUUGAGGUUAUGUUUUUUCAAACAAGAUUUUAAAAUUUUUGAUAAAAUUUAAGAGAUUGUGGCACAAUUCUUGUCACAGCACUUUCGCACGACUUAAUUCACCCAUUUGAGUUACCACUACUCUUAAUCGCUGAAUCGAAACCAAAUGUAUUGAUCCAAAUAUAAUUUUGAGCCAAACCAGGAUGUCGAUUCUGGAAUACUCGUCCCCCACAUCAUUUUUUCUCAACGUGAACCAUUUUAAUUGUAUGACCACCUCUAUUGAAAUUUACUUCUGCAAAGACUGCAACUUCAGCACCGAAUUGACAAUUUUGUUCAAAAAACACGCAAAAAGACAUAAAAACCCAUCAAAUGAAGACUACACCACCAUCCAAAAAUAUAUUUGUGAAAAGUGUGGGUUUAAAACGCACUUCUCACUUGUGUGGUUGAAACACAGCCAAAAUUGUUUGAAAAACAAAAAGACGUGGUAUAAGUGUGACCAGUGCAAGAACCAAUACCGAUACGAAACCGGUUUGAGGAGGCACAAAGCCUCAAAACACUCAAUCCAUGAAAUAAUUUGGUACGAAUGUGAAAACUGCCCAUACAAAGCUAAAGAAAAACGCUAUUUAAAAAGACACAUAAACUCGCACCAUUUUGACGAUCAAAAUAUGGAACUGUUCAGAUGCAUGCUGUGUCCAUAUAAAGCUAAAUUUAAUUCGACUUUAAGAUCUCACGUGAUGACGCGCCAUCUAACCAAGCAAAACAUCAAAUGGCACGAAUGCCAGAAAUGUCCAUACAAAACUAAAAGAAGCUCCAAUUUAAAGCAGCACAUAAAUUCGCGCCAUUUGGACGGGCAGGAUGUUAAAUGGUACGAGUGUGACACUUGUUCAUACAAAGCUAAACAGAAACGUUGCUUGAAAAGUCACAUAAUCACGCACCAUUUGGACGAACAAGAUAUUAAAUGGUACGAAUGCCAGAAGUGUCCAUACAAAGCUAAAUUGAAGACGACUUUGCGGGAUCACGCGAUUGCGCGCCACUUGGACGAGGAAAAUAUCAGAUGGUACAAAUGCGAGAAGUGUUCGUUUAAAACCAAAGCCAAGUCCAACUUGAAACAGCACGUAAAUGCGCGCCAUUUGGACGAAAAAGACAUUAAAUGGUAUGAAUGCAAAGAGUGUCCGUACAAAGCUAAACAGCGCGCUAAUUUGAGGAGCCACGUAAAAGCACGGCAUUUGAAUAAAUUAAAUUAA
This is a messenger RNA of Zophobas morio, 2009 nucleotides long. RefSeq names its product zinc finger X-chromosomal protein-like. The record is from RefSeq and is a predicted model, not a curated record. The transcript is spliced from 2 exons. Gene Ontology annotation, cellular component: nucleus. Gene Ontology annotation, biological process: positive regulation of transcription by RNA polymerase II. Lineage: Eukaryota; Metazoa; Arthropoda; Insecta; Coleoptera; Tenebrionidae. Bases 969 to 2009 code for a protein of 346 amino acids.